AUGACAAUUGUGAGGUGUUUGCUUAAUGUUGUAGUGACCAAAGGAUGGACACUUCACCAAAUGAAUAUGAGUAAUGAUCUCCUACAUGCGGAAUUAGAUGAGGAAGUAUAUAUGGAGGUUCCGCCAGGUUACAAUGUUUUUGAUAAAGAAAUGAUGAAGAACUUGGGGGAGUUAAGAUAUUUUCUUGGUCUAGAGUUAGCUCGUGGAUCUUAUAGAUUAUUCAUUUGUAAAAGAAAGUAUGCCUUAGACAUUCUAAAUGAAUGUGGGAUGCUAGCUUGCAAUCCUUCAUCUACACCACUUGAACCAAACCAUAAUUUAGCAUUGGAUUCAAGUCCUUUAUAUGAGAAUCCUUCACAGUACCAUAGUCAAUUUAUGCAUGAACCUCAUCAUGGGCACUGGGAUGCAGCCAUGCAUGUUUUGAGGUACUUGAAGUCUUCAUUGGAGCAAGGAAUCAUCAUACCAAGAGAUAAUGACCUUAGACUAGUUGCAUAUUGUGAUUCGAAUUAUGCAUCAUGUCCAUUAACUAGAAGAUCAGUAUCAGGUUAUGUCAUAAAGUUAGGAACAACUCCCAUUUCAUGGAAAACCAAAAAGCAAACUACUGUAUCAAGGUCCUCGAGUGAAGCAGAUUAUAGAGCAAUGGCUCACGCCACAAGUGAAGUCAUAUGGUUAUGA
Molecule: messenger RNA, 672 nt
Organism: Lathyrus oleraceus (garden pea)
Lineage: Eukaryota; Viridiplantae; Streptophyta; Magnoliopsida; Fabales; Fabaceae
Exons: 3
Coding region: 1-672 (223 amino acids)
Source: RefSeq, a predicted model, not a curated record